AUGGCAGCAAAAAUGCAGGCUGGGUCGUCGCAAGCGUUUAGCUCGGGCGCAGGUGGGCCUACACCACGGAUCAACGGGCAAAGAUUGAUGGACUCGCUCCAUUCGACAUGCGAAUUUGGAAAGGCACAUCGCUAUGGCGAUCACCACACAGAAACGGGCAUGGCGCGGCUGUCGCUCAACGACGACGACAAGGCGGUUCGGCUGUGGCUGAAGGAGCAGGCCGAGGCGAUCGACUGCACGGUGACGGUAGACCAGAUGGGCAACAUGUUUAUCGUGCGACCAGGACGGACAAAGGACGUGGCACCAGUGUACAUUGGCUCGCACUUGGACACGCAGAUGACGGGCGGGCGGUACGACGGAAUUCUGGGAGUGAUGGCCGGGCUAGAAGCAUUGCGGACGCUGCACGAGACGGGAUACGAGACACAGGGGCCGAUGGGACUGGUGAACUGGACCAACGAGGAGGGUGCACGGUUCCCGAUGGUGACGAUGUCGUCGGGGGUGUGGGCAGGCAAGGUGCCGCUGUCGGCAGCAUGGGAGUGUGUGGAGAUCACGGCGCCGGCGGGCAGCGAGCCACAGACAUUCCGAGCAGAGCUGGAGCGGAUCGGCUUUCUGGGCGAGCGAGAGGCGUCGCACCGGGCGACGCCGAUGGCGGCACACUUUGAGCUGCACAUCGAGCAAGGGCCGGUGUUGGAGCGAGAAGGUCUGCGGAUCGGCGUGGUGGCCGGAGCACAGGGCUAUUCGUGGUAUGAGGUCGAGGUGACGGGACGAGACUGCCACGCAGGCACGACGCCGUUGGCGGCACGACGAGACGCAUUGCUGGCGGCCGCGCGCAUGAUCGUGGCCGGCAACACGGUGGCGAAGCAGUCGGGUGGCGGCGUGCUGACGACGGGUGUGAUGCGUGUCGAGCCGGCCACGAUCAACACGAUCGCGCGGGUGGCCCGCUUCACCGUCGACGUGCGCCACCCCGAUGCCGACGCGCUGGCGGCCAUGGUGGCUCGCUGUCAGGCCGAGUUUGCGCGCAUCGCCGCCGAGGACUGCGAGCAAGGUGUCGAUGUCCGCUGGACCUGUCUGACCGAGAACGAGCCGGUCGUGUUCCACCCUGACUGCGUGGCCGCCAUCGAGCAGGCUGCCGACGAAGAGGUCGGGCCCGACAGCGCCAUCUCGGGUCAUCGCAAGCUCUGGACGUCCAUCUGGAGCGGCGCCGGCCACGACAGCUGCAAUGCCAGCAAGCACUGUCCGACCGGCAUGGUCUUUACGCCCACGCGCGACGGCCUCAGCCACACGCCCACCGAGUACUGCAGCCCCGAAGACUGCAUCUUGGGCGCGCAGGUGCUCUUCGGGGCGGCUCUGCGGUUUGAUGCCAGCAGGCGUUUGUAG
Grosmannia clavigera kw1407 is the source of this 1377-nucleotide messenger RNA. RefSeq names its product metallopeptidase. The coding region runs from base 1 to 1377 and encodes 458 amino acids. Gene Ontology annotation, molecular function: hydrolase activity, acting on carbon-nitrogen (but not peptide) bonds, in linear amidines. The transcript is spliced from 3 exons. NCBI's taxonomy places the organism in Eukaryota, Fungi, Ascomycota, Sordariomycetes, Ophiostomatales, Ophiostomataceae. The record is from RefSeq and is a predicted model, not a curated record.